UCCCACCACGCCUGCUAUCAGUUCACCAUAAUCCGUUCUCCAGGCGAUACUUGGUUGAUUCGUGGCCCUCAGGAAUACUUCCCACCUACUGAUGUUGAAGUGGUUGAGCGUAGGACGCUUAUACCACUGGACCAAAAUGAAGGCAUAUACGUGCGUAAUACUCGUACUGGCGCAGUCCGUGCAAUCAUUGGUAAGGCCUACAUGCUGGAUCAAGAUGAGGAGCUUUGGGAGAAACGGUUGCCGGCCGAAGUGAUACAACUGUUGUCGUCCUCUAGGGAUCCAUUGGCUGAUCGUGGAGCCCAU
Molecule: messenger RNA, 303 nt
Organism: Opisthorchis viverrini
Lineage: Eukaryota; Metazoa; Platyhelminthes; Trematoda; Opisthorchiida; Opisthorchiidae
Exons: 2
Cellular component (GO): cytoplasm; nucleus
Source: RefSeq, a predicted model, not a curated record